CACCAGCACAGCUCACUGCUCUUUCUUUAGAAGGAAGGAAACUUGUUAAGUGUCAAGGCUGCCCUCCAAUGACAAGUUGAAUGCUCACCAGAAGUCAGAGAUUUCGAAAGUUCUCUCCGUUCUGAUACUUGAGAACAACUUCAACGCACAGAAGUCUCAACAGCGACAGGUUGGUGCCGUCCAGCCCAGAUAUCCGGCCUCUGCAAUGGUGUCAGAUCCAGGAGAUAACUCUACAGACAACUCAGAUUCAGUGGACAUCUGUCAGGAGGAAGGACCUACAGAACUUUUCCCAGAGAAGCACACAAAAGGUUAUGAAACCCGUAGCAACAAGACAGAGAUGGCGAGUUCCCCUGACCAUGUAGAGGCUGAGGAGAGGGCCUUCGUUGAUAAUCUCUAUCGCUUCAUGAAGGACCGUGGCUCACCCAUUGAAAGAAUUCCACAUCUCGGAUUUAAACAGAUUAAUUUGUGGAAAAUCUACAAAGCAGUGGAGGCAAUGGGAGGCUAUGACACUGUGACUGGAAGGCGCUUGUGGAAGAACGUGUACGAUGAGCUAGGGGGAAGUCCGGGCAGCACGAGUGCCGCUACGUGUACCCGUAAACACUAUGAGAGGCUCAUUCUACCUUUUGAGAGACAGCUGAGAGGAGAGGAGUACAAGCCCCUCCCCCAAUCCAAACCUCGAAAACUCUACAAGAAGAGCCCAGAUGUGAAGAAGAGCAAAGCUGAGGGGAAGACGAAGAGAAAGGUGACGCAGAGGGAAGAAAAGACAACAAGCAAUAAGGAAACUGCCCAGCGCCACCCAUCCAGCGGAUUUCUCCAGGACAGGCCCCAGUCCCAUAACAAUAAGCAGUUUGGGGCCCAUGAGACGUCUGGCUUCAUCAAGCUGGAGUCUCCUCGCGACGUCAGCCUCAUAGUGCCAUCGUCAGGCCCAGCUGGGGUCAUCUCCCCCCUGGAGAAGAAGAAGCUGAUGGCCCAGGCCAGCCUGUGUGUGCUGCAAAGCCCCAAAGUAGUAGCAGACUGUGACUCAGGAGGAAGCACAUUUGUCAUCCAUCGUUCUCCGCCAUCACCGGGUGUUCUAACGCAAGGCAGUGCCCGCAACUCAUCGGACGGCUCCCCUCUCCCUCCUUCCUCCCCUUCUGUCUCGUGUUCCCUCAGCCCUUCCCCUGGUUCCGUCUCGUCUGAGGAACACCCACCACAAGCCACUGAGGCCACCGCGAGUGGGUCAGUCACAGACACCAAGAGGGGAACACAGUUGAAGACUCCUCCCGUGGCCGUGGGUCACUCUGCUCCCCGCUCACAACCACCACCACAGAGUAGCCAUGUGUUACAUAAACCACUAAGCCGUCACCCCACACGGCUGGAGAGCCUGCACCAGCGUCAAGGUGUUUUCCAGACGUGUUCUUCGAGCCAACUCACCGCUACUACUCUGGCUUUGGAUGCCAGAAAGAGGUACACGUCACGAGAGAUUUACACGCCACCCUCUGAGAAACAAGGGCAACCUUCUCAGCACCCUGUUUUAAAGAAGAACAAAAUGACACCCUCCUGGACGUCCUCAGCGUCCAGUUUCACCAGAGUGGUGCCCAGGUCCAGAGACGUCGCCUCACCUGUGUCCGCUCAUCCGUUCCAUAAAGCCGUGCCUCUGAUGUUUGAGCCGUCAUACGAAGCGUACAUGAGACACGAGCAGGAGCUGAGGCACCAACCCCGAAAGACACAAACAUUUUCUCCUUUGCAUUCCAGUGUAGGCAAAAAAGAUAAAGGCAUACACGUUUGGCACGGUCCCCUGCCGUUGUUGCAUCAUUCAAGCAUUGGUCUGCAAGUACCUUACAUAGGACCAGAGCACCACAUUAAAGGGCUAAGAAGCCCGCACUCAUUUCUGUCUCCAACCUAUCUCCCCAUAGCUCAUCUGAACUCACACCACCAGCCACUGUUCAUGCCUGCUGGUGCCAGCGUCCCCAUCCUCCAUGAAUACCCACUUCAGUCAAAUCCACUCACACCACCUUUCGGGCCACCACUGGCUGGUCACUAUCCAUAUUCAUCAAACACUAGAUUAUAAACUGUUCUUACACACUCUGGCAUAAAAAAGCAAACUGCUCCACACACUCCAAAUGCAUGGUACGUGCAUCACCAAACACCACUGGAUUUAGGAAAUGCAUGACCUCUAUGAGAUGACAGAGAAGUGAGAACAAUAGGUCAUGACAGCAAACAGUGAAACAAACUACUGUACUGUAUUGAGAUUUUUAGGUGCAUCAAUGUUCACAAGAUUUUUAUCUUGAAGUGUUUCAGCUGCUUUCAGCUGUCUGGACUACAUGCCAUUGCAUCUCGCAGGUGUUGUUAUUCUCUCGGAUCUGAUAGGAUCGGUCAGUUUUUCCAACAUCCCAUCAACUGUCUUUUGGGUCCUAUAUCUGUAUGGCCAAGUAAACUAGAUGAUGCGACCUGGUGACAAAAAAAAUACCUGGUCAGAAAAUUGUCUGGCCAGUCUAGUACCCCAUCUUUGGAAGUAAGUUAAGACACAUAAGGAUGGCAAACCUGUCCUCCAAUCAGAAGUUACUGUGCUUUUCCAUUGAAAUCUGUGUAGCAGAUGGGUUUAGCACAGAGAUGCCACAGCUGCGCUAACUAUUACUGUGCAUGCAGCCAAGUAGUUUGAACUGGCACUGUAUGUAUAACUCUGAUCCCACCAGAUAUGAAGAAGCCCCAAAAAACUGUCAUGUAUUCAUCCUGCUAUGGAUCAAACUGCUGCCUUAUGACAUAUGAUAACAUUGUGUGAUUCAUGUGUCAAAGUGGUGAAGACUGGAGACUACCUUAUUGUAUUGUUGGAAAGUACUAUAUUUGUUGCGAAGGGGGAGGCAGCCUGCACAUUUUCUAAAUACUGUUUAUUUUUACAGACCAUUUCAGUUACUAUUUCAUAAUAAAUGCUUCCUCUUAAUUGUGAAGUCUUUUUUUCUCAGUCAGUAUCUAUACACAGCAUCAUUUCAGCACAAGCCCUCAUCAUUCGUGGACUUACAGUAGUAUACAAUACCGUAAUCAUUACUGAUAGGCCUACCUGUCUGAUCUUCUGUCUACUGUGACUACUGGCAUAUGAACAUUUUGACAGCUACUGAUAUGCAUGCGUA
Molecule: messenger RNA, 3107 nt
Organism: Engraulis encrasicolus (European anchovy)
Lineage: Eukaryota; Metazoa; Chordata; Actinopteri; Clupeiformes; Engraulidae
Gene: arid5a
Product: AT-rich interactive domain 5A
Exons: 7
Coding region: 206-2050 (614 amino acids)
Biological process (GO): regulation of transcription by RNA polymerase II
Cellular component (GO): nucleus
Molecular function (GO): transcription cis-regulatory region binding
Source: RefSeq, a predicted model, not a curated record